Pogoniulus pusillus (Red-fronted tinkerbird) is the source of this 4605-nucleotide messenger RNA. It is a transcript of the gene HMGXB4, whose product is annotated as HMG-box containing 4. Lineage: Eukaryota; Metazoa; Chordata; Aves; Piciformes; Lybiidae. The record is from RefSeq and is a predicted model, not a curated record. The transcript is spliced from 11 exons. The coding region runs from base 49 to 2316 and encodes 755 amino acids.
AAUCCCACACUCCGCCCUCUCCCCCGCCCGGCGGGUGCUGCGUUGGACAUGUUCGGCGAUCGGCUGGCUGCCCCUAGCCCCAGCGCCCAGUGUGUCCCUUGUCUCCCGUUCCAAGAUGGCGGCCGCGGGCGGUGGCGGCGCGGCGGGAAGUGGCAGUGCAGAGUGAGGCGACUGCACCGCCUCCCCACCCUGCGGCUGCGGGCCGGCACCGGAGGGCCGGCGGGCCCUGUCGGCCCUGAGCGGCCCUGCCGCCGGGGCACACUCGGGCCUGCUGCAGGGACGGAGCCGCGGGCUGCUGCGAGGCCGGAGCCUGCGCGGACCUUUUCCUGUAGAUGGGAACGGGGAAAGGAGCCCAGACGUGGCAACACAAUCUCAGGCUCCUGCAGGACCACCAUGGCUUACGAUGACUCCAAGAAGAAAGAAGAGUUCCUAGAGAGUGACCGAAGUGUUGAUGACGUGGGGCUGGCAACUGGCAGGAUACAGCGGGAGAAAAAACACUCUUACAAGGAACCACUGCAAGAGGAAGAUGAGAUAGCAACUCAGGUCAGGAAGCCCUCAGAGAAAAGGUUGAAGGACACUGAGCUUUUUCCGAGGUUAGAACCUCACAAAAAGAAGAGAAAGCACUCCGAUGAGUUCUGCCACAAAGGUGUUUCACCUUUGGAUCUACCAUCAAAGAAGAAGAAAAAAGCAGUUUCUAGCCCGUCUUCAGCUGAUACAACCAUGGAUUUACUCAAGGCUAUCACCUCACCUUUGGCCACAAGCUCAAAGGCUUCAAAGAAGACCUCUGAAAAAUCAUCUUACUCUUCCUCUGGCCAUUCUGAAAGCAAAAAGGAGCACCACAAGAAGAAGCUGAGUGGCAGCAGUGGGGAACACUCAGUGGAUGAUAGCAGCUUCCACAAAUCUAAAAAAAUGAAACCUCUCUAUGUGAACACAGAAACUCUUACUCUCCGGGAACCUGAUGGCUUGAAGAUGAAGCUCAUCCUGUCACCAAAAGACAAAAGUGGUACUGCAGAUGAUGAUUCUUUCUCCUACUCUUCAGCUCCAUCAGCUGCAAAGAAAUCUUCAAAGAAAUCAUCUCGAGAUGAGCAAGGCUCCGUCCUGUUAGGUCAUGAACUGCCGAGCUUCCUGAAGUCAUCUCGGAAGAAGCACAAACCACCUUCAGACUCGAAUCCACCUUCUGAGAGCUUUGGUGCUGACACUUCCCUUUUUUCUGAGGGCCAUGGGAGCGAGUAUGAAGUUUCAGGUAUGGAGGCACCACCAGAAUCUGGUUCCUCUUCUGGUGGGGAGUUGGAGGCUGGAGAACUAGUGAUAGAUGACUCCUACCGAGAAAUCAAGAAGAAGAAGAAGUCGAAGAAAAGUAAGAAAAAAAAAGACAAGGAGAAACAUAGAGAGAAGAAACACUCUAAAUCUAAAAAGAGUUCUGGACAUGCUUCUGUGGCAGUAGCAGAAGUAACGGUGUCACCACCACCUCCUUCCGGUACUCCAUAUGUUCUUCCCCCACCUCCUCCUGCUAUUUUCCACUCGGAUGGUCAAGGUGAGAAAAGGAGGAAAAAGGAAGACAAGGAGAAGGACAAAGCUGAGAAAUGGGAAAAAGAAAAGGAAAGAGAAAAGGAAAAAGAAAAGGAAAGAGAAAAGGAAAAGGAAAAAGAAAGAGAAAGAGAAAAAGAAAGAGAAAAAGAAAGAGAAAAGGAAAAAGAAAGAGAAAAGGAAAGAGAAAGAGAAAAACCAAAGAAGAAAAACAUGUCUGCCUAUCAAGUGUUCUGCAAGGAGUAUCGUACAACUAUUGUGUCUGAACACCCUGGGAUAGAUUUUGGAGAGCUAAGUAAAAAACUGGCAGAAGUGUGGAAGCAGCUACCUGAGAAAGAUAAACUGAUCUGGAAACAGAAAGCUCAGUAUCUCCAACACAAGCAGAAUAAAGCAGAAGCCACCACUGUGAAGAGAAAGGCCUCAUCUUCAGAUGGUGCACCAAAAAUAAAAGCUUCUCCAACAGGAGUGAUUUCCCCUCAUAAGAAAUCUCCUACCAGCACUGUGGUGAUGUCUUCCUCACCAGCCAAACUCCCUGAGACAGAUCCUAUCGAUGUAGCUGCACACUUACAGUUGUUGGGUGAAUCUCUGAGCCUCAUUGGACACAGACUGCAGGAAACAGAAGGAAUGGUGGCUGUUUCAGGAAGUUUGUCUGUACUUCUAGAUUCAAUCAUCUGUGCUUUGGGCCCUUUAGCUUGUCUGACCACACAACUGCCUGAGUUGAAUGGCUGCCCUAAGCACGUUUUGUCAAACACACUAGACAACAUUGCCUACAUCAUGCCUGGACUUUGAUGGGAAAGGAUCCUGGGAUGUACUUAACCUCUGCGGAACUGACUUGUGUACAUAAGUACUACACCGGCACUCCCAAAGGGCUCCGUGUGUAGGGUUUUAAAGUUUUAUAUCUUUAUGGUAUAUACAUAGGAUUAUAACUAUUUGACUUCUCUUUUAUGAAAAGUUGUGAAGUUAAGCUGAGAAAAACCCUUUGUGUUUGUGGGUGAAAUGUCCUCCAAUCUGAAAGUAUUUUAUAUGAAGCAUUCAGAAAGCUUUUGAGAUACUUGCCUUAAAUUCAGAUCCGUUAGUGGGGGAAGCAGACAGAGAAUGGACUUCUUGAAAACAACAACAAAAAAAAGUCACCAUGAGAAGAGCUCGUUGAAACAGGUGGCCAGGAGAGGUUCCUGAUUGUACUUAACAACCGAAUGAGCAAUCUGCUCUAGCUGGGCUUUCUUUUAGCAGGGAGAUGAGCCAGAUGACUUCCUGAUAUCCCUUCCAACCUAAAUUAUUCUGAUAUUCUAGAGGCAGGUGGAGGUGAUAAUAUAUUUUGAACCAAGGAAUAGAUCCAAACUGUUCACCAGCCCUAUUUCUAAAUGGUUUUCAGUUUAAAAUCUGCUUAAGGAGAAUGAUGCAUAGCUGAUCAAAGAUACAGAGGUCUUUGCCUCUUGGUCACUUCUUCUAAACCCCUCUUCAUUUAGUAGCAACUGAAAGUUGUCAACCUCAGCUGGCUGGUCUGGUAGCUGAUGAUUGAAGUGGAAGAUGACAACAAAUUUAAUCUUUUCUUGUGGAUUUGUACCCAAAUCAUCAUUAGCACAGUAUCUCAACCAGCUUGAGAGAACAAACCUCCGGAUGAUUUUCCAAGGGCAUGGUCAGCCUGCUUUGAUGAAGAGGAGUGUGGAAGCAGAUGGGGAAAAACUUGAAUUGCUUCUGCCCAUCUCAUACCUAUUUUGUCAAGAGACAACUGGUUUCCAAGAUUGCUCAUCCCCCAUGCCUUUCACCAGCAGUAUUGAAAGAGCUGUGGUGCUGCUGUGAGGCAGUGACUAAUGACCAGUUUAAAGCAGUUACGGCUGAGUAAGGCACAUGUGGGUUGCUUGGACUGAUUCCCCUUCCUUCCAGCCACGUAUUUGGUGUAUGGUUUUCUGCUCCUCUGGAAGAGGAGGCACAGGAGAGCGCUUGAUUCUCAUAUAGGCUUUUGUGUGUCUGUAUGUACGUGUAUGUGGUGUUCAUAUCAUGUGUAUUUAACUUCUGCCAGUAUCUGUAACAGAUUUUAAUUUAUCCUGUAUAUUUCUCUGUGUGUGUGUGUGUGUAUAUAUAUAUACAUAAUUUAAAAGCAAAAGCCCCUCCCUUCAUCAACCUUGUGGAAAAAAAUAAUCAAGUUGGCCUCACUCCACUUCAUACAGGAAUCUGCUGUAUGCGUAGCAGUAAGGAUUGCCACGGUAUGGGGAAACAUCAGGAAGGUUUUAAGUAUUUGUAGAAACAAGCUAUCUUGUGAAGAUAGGUAGAACAACUGAAGUGUAAUUUGACUCUAGUCUUUCCAGCCUCUUAACACAAAAAAGCUUUUAAAUGACAGAAGAGCAGUUUUUUACUUCCAGUGUGAAGUCUAGCCUCUGUUUUUUUCAGGACAGUUGAAAAUGAGCUGUCCUUCGUUGUGGCUGAGCUCCAAAUCACAUUUAAAUUAAAUCCUCAGGUGUGCAGGAGGGGUUUUCUCCCCUGUUCCUCUUUAUCGUGUAUUCCCCACCUGUGCCUGUACAAGGUAGCCUGUCUCUUACAUAGCUUUUCUCAGUGCAGUGGAAGAGGCAGAAGGUUCUCAGACUACAAGAUCUCAACCCAAGCCUCAGACCACAGCACGCAGGCAUUAACUAUACAUGACUAAUCCCAGUGAGCCUGGAACUGGGAAGAUCCUGGGAGGAAGGCAGUCCAAUCCCACUUAAGAUCCUGGCCCAUACUAAAGCAUGUUACUGGGAGUGGCACAAAAUCACUGUCUCAGCCCUAUACAGUUUAAAGCAUGGCAGGUAGAGAGAUCUGCUCUCAAAGGAACAGAAAGGGAUCAGCUUUAGCUUUGUCAUCUGUACAAUGGAAAACUCUUCAAGAGUGAAAAACACACACAGCCCUGGUGUAUUGUAUUUUUAUUAAAAUUUGUACACUUUGUAUAAUCUCUAUCUUGUGGUAUUUGGUGCUAGCAGGAAACCUUUGGCAAGACUUAGCAGUUUUUAUAAUUUUUGUUAUUUCCUUGCUGUUUGAUCCAGAUUACAUUGCAAUUAUACAAAGACACUUUUUUGUACUGUACUUACAAUAUAUUUUUUUUUAACA